UAUUGUGACUGAAAACAGCUGGCGUCCUGAGUGCAACUGCGGCUUUAAACAAAUUAGUAAAUAAAAAAGUGCAUUUUAUACAAAAAUUCUUAGAUGGCUAGCAAGCCCACUUAACCCGGACCACGCUUCACAAUGGAUUCCUCUUCCUGCUGCUUACUCUGCAUGUGCGAGUAUCCGGCGAUGAUGGGCGACUACAUAGACGUGCAGUCCGCCAGGGCGUUGCAACUGGAUGUGGCCAGGAUUGUCAACCAGCACUUCCCCUUCCAGAUCUCCCAGGAGAGUCGCGAAAGGAUCUGCGGACGCUGCUGGAAAACCGUGUCCGACUUUCACACACUGCACGAAUUCGUGAGCCAGGCACAGAACUCUUUGCAAGAGACGAAGGUACUGCUAAUGGAGGAUGAUCCGCUCACCCAAGGCACUUCCUCCUUUCUGGCUGAAGCCGCCAAAGUGGCCACCAGUGAAGAGCAGCCUUUGCAGGAGGCGUCGGAACUUGGCGGACGCAACUUCUUUUACCCGGAGGUGAAAAUAGAAGAGCACGAACUGGAUCACUUGCCGAGAAUAGAAAUUUUGGAGAGCACGGCCAACUCACAGACCACCCCAGACCAGCUGGAAGCCCCGCCCAGACGCCUGAGGAAGCGCUUGAAGGCCGAGGAGGACUCCUUACCAGAUCCUGAGGUAAUAGAGGAGCCUGUUGAGCCCACGCCGCCCAAAAAGCGUCGUGGACGUCCCCGCAAAGCAGAUUCCGCCACAGCAAUUCCCCAGAAACCAAAAGAAGACAUUGAACUCAAUCUAAAGUCCGAAGAAGUCGACGAGUUUGCCGACGAGGACCCGGACUUCUCCUGCAACCUGGACGACGGCCUGGUGCCCAGCGAUAAUUCAUCUGAGGACGACAACUACGGAGGCAGUGGAGGAGGCUUCGACUCCGAUUCGGACUUCGAGCUGGACAAAGAGGGGAAGCAGGAGUUCGCUGUGCUGCCCAAGCGAACGGUGGUGCGUCCGAAAAAGUACAAGAAGCGCACGAAACCGGCGGAGCCGAAGGUGCGCAUGUCCCGCGAGCUGCUGGAGCAGCGCAAGAAGCAGCAGGAGGAGUACGACACCAUCAUUGCCAAGUUCUUUACCAGCGUGCUGCCGUGUCCGCUCUGCAACCUGAUGGUGCACAACUUCACGGAGAUGCAGCGCCACCACCGACUGACUCACCAGGUGGAUCCCGGUUACAUGAUGUGCUGCGGCCGAAAGUUCACGCAGCGCAAAGUGCUGGCCGAGCACGUGCAAGUGCACUGGAAUCCAGAUCACUUCAAGUGCAGCGUAUGCGAGAAGUCGUUCCAGAACUCGCGGCACCUGGAGUCGCACCAGCAGGUGCACCUGGAUCCGGCCAUCAAGCUAACCUUCAGCUGCGACCUGUGCUCGAAGACCUUCCUUAGCAAGACGGCCAUUGACUAUCACAAGCUGAACAAGCAUGUGCCCAAGUCUGAGUUCAAGUUCACCUGUUCCGAGUGCAAUAAAAAAUUCCUUACCGAACGCAAGCUGAAGAACCACAUGAGCUCCAUGCAUGACCCGGAGAGCACCAUUAUCUGCGACAAGUGCGGCAAGCAGAUGCGCACAAAGAUCAUCCUAAAGAAGCACCAGGAGCUGAUGCACUCGGACAAGCCGCGCCCGGAGCCGGAGCUGAAGCAAUGCCAGAUCUGCGGAGCCUGGCUGAAGGGCAUGACGGGACUGAAGCAGCACAUGAAGAGCAUCCAUGUGGAGAGCGUGGGUGAGCAUCGUUGUCACAUCUGCGCCAAGGUGUCGCCGAAUGCUAGGGCCCUGAGGCGUCACAUCUAUCACAACCACGAGUGCGAGCGAAAGUUCAAGUGCACCAUGUGCGAGAAGGCCUUCAAGCGGCCGCAAGAACUGAAGGAACACACUUCCACCCACACGGGCGAGGUACUCUACACCUGUCCCAACUGCCCGAUGACCUUCUUCUGCAGCGCCAACAUGUACAAGCAUCGCCAGCGGCUGCAUCGCGCCCAAUACGAGGCGGACAAAAACCAGCCGAAGCCACCGAAUAUCCUAAAGAUUUCCCGUAACGCCUCCGCGCACACGAAAAUCUCCAAGCAGGAGAUGUAGCCCCCCAACGACGGUUCUCCCUCGCACGGAAUUUGAUCUUAUACAAACAUUUGUAAUUGUCCCCUUAUACAGCCUAACUUAUUACUUUAAUUAUUUUUGUUCUAAUUAUAGAUUUAGUUUAAUGUUUAAGACGAUCAAAGUCCGUGCAAACCCACACAUUUGGUAAUUUAAAUGUAAGAUUAAGAGAUAAAUAAAAGCGACAACAAAACAACAA
This is a messenger RNA of Drosophila kikkawai, 2320 nucleotides long. RefSeq names its product transcription factor grauzone. Gene Ontology annotation, biological process: regulation of transcription by RNA polymerase II. Gene Ontology annotation, cellular component: nucleus. The record is from RefSeq and is a predicted model, not a curated record. NCBI's taxonomy places the organism in Eukaryota, Metazoa, Arthropoda, Insecta, Diptera, Drosophilidae. Gene Ontology annotation, molecular function: RNA polymerase II transcription regulatory region sequence-specific DNA binding; DNA-binding transcription factor activity, RNA polymerase II-specific; zinc ion binding.